Molecule: messenger RNA, 666 nt
Organism: Phialemonium atrogriseum
Lineage: Eukaryota; Fungi; Ascomycota; Sordariomycetes; Cephalothecales; Cephalothecaceae
Exons: 1
Coding region: 1-666 (221 amino acids)
Source: RefSeq, a predicted model, not a curated record
AUGUCUUCGCAAGGGUUUGGCCAGCAAGCCGAGCAGGGAACCGCCACCGAGGCAACAUCGGAAAAUGGGCCUGCCACACCCAAUACCCCUCACCAUACCUCCCCUCGCGUUGAAGAAGUUGGCGAGCACGCCUCGCAGGGAGGCUCCACCAGGACUUCACCAAGAACGGGCCAAGUCACUCACGAUGCCUCCCCCCGAGGAGAAGAAUUUUCCCACCAAGCCGCCCAGGGAGAGCGCAAUGGGGGUCCAUCAGGAGCGAGCAACGUCGCCGUCCCCGUCGACAACCCUCGCAGGGCCUUGGAAUAUCAUGAGCUUGUCCAACGACUCCUCAACCCGGGUGCUCAGCAGUGGCGUGCGUACCAAAGAGGCAGCAUCCCCCCGCCGCCGACGCCGAACAUGAACCACGUCUGGGGCCCAGUUACUCCACCGCAGCAAACCGCCGAGAACGUCAUCCCCCAAUACGCCGAAGACGCCGAACAGUACACCGGCUGGCCCCCCUUCGGGUAUGCCCCCGUGCAGCACCCCGUCUACUCCGAGCCUGUCUUCGACCCCGGCUUCGACUAUCGACUUCCCUUUCUCUGGAGGCUGCUCAACGACCCGGAGGUGCCGCCUUUCUACUACUACUAUUACUACCGCGACCACCCGCUGGGGUAUACGAGAUACUAG